AUGGUUGACAUAAGUGAGGAGCCUAUGGGAACACAAAAUGAAAGUAAAGAAGCUUUAAAGGAAACAAUUGACUCAAUAAAACAGCAGUUAGAAAAGAAUCCUUUCGAUUACAAUGCGCACGUUCAGCUAAUUGAAUUCUUACGGAAAACGGAAGAUUAUGAGCAAGCCAAAGCAGCAAGGGAACGUAUGCAUGACAUAUACCCACUCUCCGCAG
Trichobilharzia szidati is the source of this 214-nucleotide messenger RNA. The record is from the annotation of a GenBank genome assembly. NCBI's taxonomy places the organism in Eukaryota, Metazoa, Platyhelminthes, Trematoda, Strigeidida, Schistosomatidae.